UUAAAUUUUUUAAAAAAGAGAAAAUUUUCUCUCUCUCUCUCUGAGCUUCUUCUUCUUGUUGUGUAAGAGAAGAAGAAGAGAACUCUACUCUAUUGAAGCUACGAGAAAGUUACUUACCUCAUCGAAAAUCGGAGAGCCAAAAUUUUGAUUUUCUCUCUUUCUUUCAAUUCUCUGACUUUGAAUAUCGGUUUUUCCGGGAAACAAAGUCUUUUGGUUUUUUCACUUCACAGAGACUCUGAAUUUUAGUUUCGCUGGAAAGAAGUUUUGGUUUUCACUUUUCAGGAAGCAAUAUUUGGCAAUAGAAAUUUCACUAUAAACAUGACAUCAUUUCAAUCAACUGCAUGUGUCUGGGGUGGUGGAUAGAGGAUCUAAAGGAAUGUCUGACUUGUACAUGUGUGAGCUUGAAGACAAUGUAUGGGAUGACUUUGAUGAGAGUGGUGAUCAUAUAGUGCCUCGUCCUGGUGACAAAUGUAGGGACCAAUUUGCAGUACAGGGUGAUAGCCAUAAGAAACCACGGCGUGAAGUAAUUGGUGUUACAAUUAAUGCUGCUAAUGCAAUUAAACAUAGUAUUUGGGAAAAGGAGGAAACGAACUUACCAAUUCUGACCAAGGAAUACGCAAUGCUGGAAAAAGGUUCAUGGUCUCAACCACCUGACGGCAUGUUUUCUUCUUCAUGUGAUAAUGACUCACUUAAGGAAGUGACAAGUAAUCAAUCUGAUGAAAUGAGGAUGUCUAGACAUUGUUUCGAAAGUGGAAACACUGAUUCUGGUGGCAGUGAGUCGUGUGCCAAUGAUCCUAUCUUAAGUGACAAGUGUGCAGCAGUUGAUGAUAAUCUGUACCGUUAUUCACUCAGUAACAUAUCCCAAACAGAUGAUGAUCUCAGCUUUCUGGACAAUGAACGUGAAGACAAAGAGAGUAGUGAUCUCUUAUACUAUUGGUGGCCGAAUAUAGAAAAUUUUGAGGAUGUUGACAAGAUGUUUAGAAAUAGUGAUUCAACUUUUGGAUUAGGGUCUCUUGGUAAUGAAGAGGAGUUGUGCUGGUUCUCAUCUUCACAUGCUACUGAAGUAUCUGAAGAUGCAUUGAAGUCUGACAAGAAGUUUCCAGGUCGUGAUGCAAGUGCAAUGAGAAGUAUACCAGAACAUCAUGAAGUUUCCAGGCCAAACAAUGCAGUUAUUCCAAUCAAUGAUUCCAGCAAGAAGUGUGUUUCCAUGGGUGAGCAAAUGAAUUCUGAGACCUCAGAUAUUGAUGACCCCACCACUCUUAGUCAGUUAUCAUUUUUUAUGGGGUCAGAUACAAAAAGUGAGAGUAAGAAUGGCUUGACGCCCAAAGACCAGAUCAAUUUUCAUCGAAAGCAGUCAAAGAACCAGAACCAAACAGAAGGGAAAAGAAAAGAUCGUCAUCUGGAAAAUGGUGUUUCUUUGCAAUCGCAUGAAGUUUUUUCUUCCCUUGGAAUUCAUCAACAUAAACAAGAAACAGGACCUGAUACCUUGAGUUAUAUGCAGAUGCAUGUACCCUAUAUGCACUUAGACUAUUGUCAUCCUUCAGAUAUUUGUCAAACAACAUCAGGUAACAGAUCUGAUAACAAUGGCCCCCCAUCUCCUUCUCCUAAGGAGUCUUCCUAUGCAUCAAAUCCAGUCCAGUCCAUGGAGAGUUCUCAUGGUCCUUCACUUGAGGUUCCUGUGAAAAAUGAAAAGAGAGAAAAACUACAUUGCUGCCAGGAUUUACAAGCUCCAAGUACUAGGAAGUCUAAACAUGUAAAUAUGACUACUCCAAUGGCAUUUGGUCUACCUUCAGCUCAGAAGCAAGCACGGCUCUCUGAAAAUGAGGGUGAAGCCCAUAGUGAAGUUGGAGUUACCAAAGGAAUUCCAACAGAAUUUGAUUCUUCAAAUGCACAGGAGAGCUCUUGCAUGAGCUCUGCGUUGGAUGAGAUCUCACUAGAAGCAACUAGUUUUCGCCAGCUUCAACAAGUCACGGAACAGUUGGAUAUCAGGACAAAACUGUGCAUAAGGGAUAGUCUAUACCGGUUGGCUAGAAGUGCUGAACAAAGGCAUAAUUGUGCAAUGAUUGGAGGCAAUGGAGAUGACAAUGAUGGAAGUCGGGCAUUAAUGGUUCAAGAGACAAACAAGUGCGCUGGCAUUGAUGAUAUGGAAACUGGCACAAAUCCUAUAGAUCGCUCUAUAGCACAUCUACUAUUUCAUAGGCCUCCAGAUGCAUCUGUAAUGCCUGCCAACAAUGCAAUGUCUCUCAAGUCUCAUGCCUUGAUUCAUGGGGCUGUUACUAGUCCACCUGCAAUGCCUGAGACACUGGUUUUUAAGGAAGAUACUGUUCCCAGUGCGGAUAAGAAGACGCUGAUGACUGACAACAAAUAAGGAAAAAUAAAUAGCAUGAGCUCCAUUAUUGUGAUAUAUGACUAUAUUUUAAUCAACUUCAAAUCCUCAUGUAUAAUUAUCGUUUGAGGUCCACCAUAGAUGUGAGGUUUGAAUCUCAUGUGUUAGAUAUGCUUUUUUGUCUGUGUUGGUGCAUAUCCUUAGCAUUUGACAGGGCUAUAAAUUGUCCAUCUGUUACUAAUAUUUUCGUGCAUCUCAAUCUCACCCUGGUAGUAUCAGUAAUUCCUGUUAA
Molecule: messenger RNA, 2618 nt
Organism: Quercus robur (English oak)
Lineage: Eukaryota; Viridiplantae; Streptophyta; Magnoliopsida; Fagales; Fagaceae
Product: protein LNK1
Exons: 9
Coding region: 377-2368 (663 amino acids)
Biological process (GO): regulation of DNA-templated transcription; circadian rhythm
Source: RefSeq, a predicted model, not a curated record